Pediculus humanus corporis (human body louse) is the source of this 1395-nucleotide messenger RNA. Its product is annotated as porcupine, putative. The transcript is spliced from 6 exons. Gene Ontology annotation, biological process: canonical Wnt signaling pathway; protein palmitoylation; Wnt protein secretion. The coding region runs from base 1 to 1395 and encodes 464 amino acids. Gene Ontology annotation, molecular function: Wnt-protein binding; palmitoleoyltransferase activity. The record is from RefSeq and is a predicted model, not a curated record. NCBI's taxonomy places the organism in Eukaryota, Metazoa, Arthropoda, Insecta, Psocodea, Pediculidae. Gene Ontology annotation, cellular component: endoplasmic reticulum; membrane.
AUGGAUUAUGAUUAUGAUUUGGAUUAUCGUGAACUACAAAAUGACCAGGAUCCUUAUUAUUACACAGGAGAGAAUGAUGAAGACUAUGAAAAUUUAGAACCUGAUGUCACAUUUGAACAAAUUUUUCAUAUGUGCUUAAAGCCAACAUUAUAUGAAUCUUUUAGAACAGUAUCUCACAUUUUCAUUUUUUGUAUAAUUUAUAGGUGUUCUUUGUGUUGUAUCAAAACACCAAGCGUUAUUCAACAUUUAAUCAGUUUUGUCACUGGUUUUUUAAGUUUGUAUUUUUUAUUUUCAACCAGUGUAUGUUUUAUACUCUUACUUGCUCUUUUUAGUCAUAUUUUACUUUCCCUCACAACAUUCUUUCAGUGUGUAAAAUAUAGAAGUCUGUCACUUAUUGUUUUUACCUUUUUGUAUCUUGUGAUUUGUGAACUGUAUUUAGUAGAUGAAAGACAUUGGCAUCGAAUUAGAGGUUCACAAAUGAUAAUCGUUAUGAAAACAAUAAGUCUAGCCCUCGAUUUAGAUUUGGGAAAAAUGAAGACUGCUCCAAGUGUUAUCGAGUUUAUCGGAUAUUUAUUAUGUCCCAACUCAUGUAUAUUUGGUCCAUGGAUAUCGUUUAAUCAGUAUACUUUACACUGCAAAGAAAAAUUGAGUUUUAGAUCUGCAUUUGAAAUAAUUGCCAAGAUUUUUUUAGCUUUUUUAUUUUUAACAAUAUCAACGUGUUGGUGUGAGUAUUUCAUUCCUCCUACAAACUGGAAAUGGUUGGCUGCUUACAGGGAUGCCUUAUCCUUUCGAAGCAGCCAUUAUUUUGUGAGUUACCUCUCUGAAGUAACUAUAUUAUUAAGUGGUUAUUCUACGAAUAUUUUCAACGGAGUUACAAAACCGUUGUCUGUUGAAUUUCCCAGAUCGAUUGUAAAUGUUGUUAUUUAUUGGAAUAUUCCAAUGCACAAUUGGUUAAAAAUAUACAUUUUCAACACGACAAAAAAAUUUGGAAACUUCAUUGCUAUUUUGUCUACAUAUACUGUAAGCUCGUUAUUGCAUGGAAUAAGCUUUCAAUUAAGUGCAGUAUUAUUAUCUCUAGGGGUUUAUUCUUAUGUUGAAGUCAUGUUAAGAAAAAAAUUAGCAACAGCUUUCAGUGCUUGCAUUAUGGCAAAAAGUUGCAAGUCGACUUGUGGACACAUGUAUAGAAAAUAUCAUCCUUUGGUAUUUCUCGUCAAUAUUUGUUUAGUAUUAUUGACAAUGUUUCAUUUAGCAUAUUUGGGAGUUGUGUUUGAUUCUAGUCAAGAGGAAGAUACAGGUUACACAUGGCGUCACGUUUUAAAAAAAUGGUCCAGUUUAGAUUAUCUCAGCCAUUAUGUCGUAUUUUUGAAUUACAUCAUGUAUUUUUUCAUCAAAUAA